Messenger RNA from Pelagomonas calceolata, 663 nucleotides. NCBI's taxonomy places the organism in Eukaryota, Pelagophyceae, Pelagomonadales, Pelagomonadaceae. The record is from the annotation of a GenBank genome assembly.
AUGAGCGGACUGCUCAGCGACGACUACGUCGACGCGCGAGCCAGAGAGAUGCGAAUCGCAAGUCUCGCAAAGCGCGUCCUUUUCAUCGGCAAUUCACUCACGUUCUGGAACCAAGGCGUCGACGUCAUGGUCAAAAAGCUCGUGCCCGGCAUCGAGACAAAACGCGUCGCUGUCGGCGGCGCGACGCUCGAGACGCUGUGGAAUAAUGACGAGGCGAAGCUCGCGUGCGCAGCAACCGACGUGGUCGUCUUGCAGGAGGACCUUCCGGAAACGUCUCGCGAGAGCUUCCGGCGGCACGCGAAGCUGUGGUGCGACCACGUCCGCAACCACGGCGCGGAGCCGGUCUUCUACGCGGCCUGGGCCUACGACCGCCUGCCGGCGUUCGACGACGAUGCGAUCUGCGCCGAACACGCGCGCGCCGCUGAGGAGAACAACGCGCGCGUUGCGAACGUCGGCGCGGCGCGGACGGCGGGACCAGGAGGCCUCGACCUCUUCGACGACGAUCGCGAGCACCCGUCUCUUGCAGGGACAUACCUCGCCGCAUGCGUCAUCGCGGCGACGAUCUACGGCGCCGAGGCGCUGCAAGCGCCCAAGGUCUACCGGCCGAAGAACUUGUCCGCGGGCGCGGCGUCUAUGCUCCGAGCCGUCGCUCUGUCUACGUAA